CGCAGGCAAAAAGUUGCAGUUAACCUUCAUUUUAAACCCCCCAAAAUUUUAUCUUAAACCCUAAACCCCAACCAUGUUCUCCGCGGUUCUCCUCCAACGCUCCAAAACUCUCUCGCUUCUCCGUACCCAUGUUUUCACCCGAGCCAUGGGAGGCGGUCCACGGACCUUCCCCGGCGGCCUCAACAAGUGGCAAUGGAAGCGCCUCCACGAGAAAAAAGCGAAGGAGAAAGAGAGAAGACUCCUCGACCAAGAGAAGCAACUUUACCAAGCCAGAAUCCGAUCCCAAAUAAGAUCCAAACUAGCCGGCAAACCCGAUCCUAGUCCGGAUUCUACAAAUUAUAACCCCAUGACCCCCAACGACCACAUCAAAGCCCUGGCUGAUCGGUUCAUGAAAGAAGGAGCAGAGGACUUGUGGAACGAAAACGACGGUCCGUUGGAAUCAGAGGAACAGGAAAAGGAACGGUCACGGUUAGUUGAAACGGCUAGAAAUCCACGGUCAGGAUUAAUCCAUGCACCGCUUAAUAUAAAGGAACUUACAUCUGAUGGUCGAAGAGAGAAUGUGAAACCAAGUGGUGUAACUAAUAGUCAAUUUGUUAAGAGUAGGAGCUAUUCAGUUCAGGCUGACGGGAAGUUCAAGGUGAACGAGAAUGCUUUUGCUGGGAUUCAAUCAUACUUCGGCUCAAAGGAUGAUUCCUUGAAGCAUUUGGGGCAUAAUAAUAUUGCACAGAGAAGGUUUAGGAAGAAUGAGACUUCUUCUAAUCAAGAUAAAUCUGAUUCCGUGUCAAAUGAUAAUUCAUUGAAGCGUUCUGAUCCUGGUGGUAAAGGCGACAAGGCGAAUUUUCAGAGUGCUCAGAAGUUUAUAAAGAGUAGGAACGGUAUACAGAGGAGAAGGUUUAGGAGGGAUGAUAGUUCGAGUGAUGAUGAGUGGGAUUCGGAUUUGGAAGACGAAGGGGAAGGAGUUGGGUACAGGAAGGAUGUUAAGAAGUCAGGCAGUAGUGCAUCGUUGGGAAAGUAUGACGUGAAGAUUGAAAGGAGAGUUCCAUUGAAGGAACUUAAGAUGGAGAUGGAUUUUUCGGAGCAAGUGGCCAUGCUUAGGAAGGAGUUGGAGAAGAAGAAGUUGGCUGAAAUUGAAGAGAAAAUGGGGGAGGGAGAAACGAUUUAUAGUAAAAAAAGGUUUGAUGAAUGUGGUAUAUCCCCAUUGACAGUCAAGGCACUUUCUGCAGCUGGAUAUUUUCAAAUGACUCGAGUGCAGGAGGCAACUCUUUCGGUUUGCCUUGAGGGCAGAGAUGCUUUGGUCAAAGCUAAAACCGGCACAGGAAAGACUGCAGCUUUUCUGCUUCCGGCAAUUGAAACAGUUCUGAAGGCUGCUAGUAGUAAUACUGUUCAGCGGGUGCCUCCGGUAUUUGUUCUAAUUCUUUGCCCCACAAGAGAGCUUGCAAGUCAGCUUUCUGCUGAAGCAAAUGCUCUGCUGAAGUAUCAUAAUGGCAUAGGUGUUCAGACUCUAGUUGGAGGUACACGUUUCAAAGUUGAUCAGAAGCGCCUCGAAUUAGAACCAUGUCAGAUAAUUGUUGCAACACCUGGGAGAUUGUUGGAUCACGUUGAGAACAAGUCUACCUUGUCUGUGCGUUUGAUGGGAUUGAAAAUGCUUAUACUUGAUGAAGCUGACCACUUAUUAGACCUAGGGUUUCGGAGAGAUGUUGAGAAAAUUGUUGAUUGUUUGCCCCGUCAAAGGCAGUCAUUGUUGUUUUCUGCAACAGUUCCAAAAGAGGUUCGUCGAAUAUCUCAGCUCGUUUUGAAAAGGGAACAUGCUUUCAUUGAUACAGUGGGGCUAGGCUGUGUAGAAACUCAUGAGAAGGUUAAGCAAUAUCUUCUUGUUGCACCACAUGAAUUGCACUUUCAGAUUGUUCACCAGCUUUUGAAGAAGCAUAUAUCUCUAGAAUCAGAGUACAAGGUCAUUGUUUUUUGUACGACUGGGAUGGUAACAUCACUGAUGUAUUUGCUUCUUCGAGAAACGAAAAUGAAUGUUAGGGAGAUGCACUCCAGAAAGCCUCAAAUCUAUCGAACUCGCAUCUCUGAUGAAUUUAGGGAAUCUAAGAGAUUAAUUCUUGUUACUUCUGAUGUUUCGGCUCGAGGAAUGGAUUAUCCUGAUGUAACUUUGGUUAUUCAGGUGGGAAUUCCUUCAGACCGAGAGCAAUAUAUACACCGCCUAGGAAGAACAGGACGGGAAGGCAAGGAUGGAGAAGGUAUCUUAUUGAUUGCACCAUGGGAAGAGUAUUUCUUGGAUGAAAUUAAGGACUUGCCUCUCGAGAAACUAUCUUUACCGGAUAUGGAGGCAGAUGCCAAACAAAAGCUGGAGUUUUCAAUGGAGAAGAUUGAUGGUAGUGUGAAAGAAGCAGCAUAUCAUGCUUGGCUUGGUUAUUAUAACUCAAUCAGAGAAAUAGGGAGGGAUAAAACAACGCUGGUUGAGCUGGCCAACCAGUUCUCCCAUUCAAUUGGCUUGCAAAGACCUCCUUCGCUCUUCAGGAAGACAGCAUUAAAAAUGGGUUUGAAAGAUAUACCUGGAAUUCGAAUCAGAAAAUAACACUAGUUUUAUGUAGGUUGUAGAGGAUGAAGAUUGCUUACAGAUCGCCGUCACAUGCAAACAGUCACGAUCUGGAUACUGGCACAAAGAACCUACAAGUCUAUCGCCCAUUCUUUUCCCCUUUUGGUACGACUUUCUUCUCACAUUUG
Hibiscus syriacus is the source of this 2730-nucleotide messenger RNA. Its product is annotated as probable DEAD-box ATP-dependent RNA helicase 48. Gene Ontology annotation, molecular function: RNA helicase activity; ATP binding; nucleic acid binding. NCBI's taxonomy places the organism in Eukaryota, Viridiplantae, Streptophyta, Magnoliopsida, Malvales, Malvaceae. The transcript has 10 exons. Bases 74 to 2581 code for a protein of 835 amino acids. The record is from RefSeq and is a predicted model, not a curated record.